UCACCUGGGCUGCAGUUUUGGGCUGCGCCAAUGGCUUUGGCCAAGUGGGCGGGGCUGGCGGUGACUGCGCUUCUGUCAGGUAUUGGCCGCAGCCCUCGGCUGCAAUGCCGCCUCGGCGUGCCAAAGGAGAGCCACCUGGCCAAGCUGCGAAGGGAUCACCGCUGGAGUUUCGAGGAGUUGCUGAGCCGCAGCCGCGCCGCAGGUGGGCCUCAGACCAUGGUACUCAUCGACGGGCCCUUGUACGCCUCCAACGUGGGCUGCGUGCUGCGCCAGGCUGCGGUGCUGCAGCCGCCGGGCGCGGAGGACGCCCUGUCGGCGCUGCUGCUGGCAGCAUCUGAGCCGUCGCGGCUCACACACACCGCAGUCUUCCCCUCGGAGCGGUUCCUGAAGAACGCGGUGCGGAUCUCCCUGGCGGAGAGACAGCUCCUCCCGCAGCGGACGCGCAUGGUCACGCUGCCGGAGCCGGAGCAGGCGACGAUGGCCCUGGAGGCCUUGCGACGGGAAGGCUUUGUUCUGGUGGCCCUCGAGAACCUCGAGGCCUGCGACGGCGAGUCAGAGCCUUUGGCGCUUUGGGCGGCUCCGCUCAGCGCGGAGCGGGUCCUCUUCGUGGCUGGGGGCGAGAACCACUCCUUGCGUCCCGAGCUCUUGGCGCUCUGCGAUGUCCAGUGCUUCAUCCCAUCUGCAAGCUGCCCACUGACACCUGGCACGGGGUGGGAUGGUGAUGAGACGCACAAUCCCAGCCUCAACCUGGCGCAUGCGGUCGUCAUCGCACUCUACGAGCGCCGCCGGCAACUCUGCAGCUGAGCGUGGCCCAUGACGUCCAGGAUCUGAGCGAGCUCACCCGCGCGUUUGCGCCGGGCUCGCCCCCCGAUUGUACACGAGCUCACCCGAAGCUCAACGAAGCUUCGGAAUUCCUCAGUUCAGGUUGAUGGUAGAUAGGAAUUGGCGCAGAAGAGGCAUCUCCGGCAAACCUGGUCGCUGGUUGCGGCGCCUGCCAUCGAUUUAGCGGGAA
Molecule: messenger RNA, 1012 nt
Organism: Effrenium voratum
Lineage: Eukaryota; Dinophyceae; Suessiales; Symbiodiniaceae
Source: the annotation of a GenBank genome assembly